GGCACGUCUCUACAGACGCGUUAUUGGUGCAUAGUCAAAGCGCGUGUUGUGUUUAAAUGUGAGAGAAUUGGCGCUUUACACUCUCGGAAAGGAUGAUGGACUGUGUACUUAGAGCUUAUUCUACAUCUUCCCUGCAGUAAAAGCUUUUGUUUUCCUCGUGCCGCAGGGGUAGAGGCGCAGCACUGCAGCCAUGUCCAUUGGGGUGCCCAUCAAGGUCCUGCACGAGGCCGAGGGCCACAUCGUCACCUGUGAGACCAACACGGGAGAAGUUUAUCGAGGCAAACUUAUCGAAGCUGAAGACAACAUGAAUUGUCAGAUGUCCAACAUAACAGUGACAUACAGAGAUGGACGGGUGGCACAGCUCGAGCAGGUGUACAUCAGGGGCAGCAAGAUACGAUUUCUCAUCUUACCAGACAUGUUGAAGAAUGCUCCUAUGCUAAAGAGCAUGAAGAAUAAAAACCAGGGGUCUGGAGCUGGGCGAGGGAAAGCGGCUAUUCUCAAAGCUCAAGUGGCUGCAAGAGGAAGAGGCCGUGGUAUGGGCCGUGGCAACAUCUUCCAGAAGCGAAGAUAAUUUUGGUCUUGGCCGAAUUGCUUUUUCUAUUAGGGGUGUUAACAUGACUAUGUGUGUGUUGGGAUCAGUUUUGUUUAAUAAAUGUUUCUGACA
Ficedula albicollis (Collared flycatcher) is the source of this 664-nucleotide messenger RNA. It is a transcript of the gene SNRPD3, whose product is annotated as small nuclear ribonucleoprotein D3 polypeptide. Gene Ontology annotation, cellular component: U4 snRNP; U12-type spliceosomal complex; catalytic step 2 spliceosome. Gene Ontology annotation, biological process: RNA processing; spliceosomal snRNP assembly. Gene Ontology annotation, molecular function: RNA binding. The record is from RefSeq and is a predicted model, not a curated record. The transcript has 3 exons. NCBI's taxonomy places the organism in Eukaryota, Metazoa, Chordata, Aves, Passeriformes, Muscicapidae. The coding region runs from base 191 to 571 and encodes 126 amino acids.